Molecule: messenger RNA, 705 nt
Organism: Exophiala spinifera
Lineage: Eukaryota; Fungi; Ascomycota; Eurotiomycetes; Chaetothyriales; Herpotrichiellaceae
Exons: 3
Coding region: 1-705 (234 amino acids)
Source: RefSeq, a predicted model, not a curated record
AUGCCUGAUUUCUUCGUUGUAGCCCGUGUUGUCGGAUCAGACGGUGCUUUUCCAAAGUGGAAAGAGCGACUGGUGCCGCUGUGCGAGGUUUCUGCUACGGAGCCGUACUCGACAUCAUACUACUGGGGGCAGGAUGUCGACGGAGAACCAGAUACUUUAUGGGGUCUUGAAGGGUAUGCUCACCCAAUCGGCUUCUUCAUCGGCCACCCAGCAUCUGAAGUUUUCAAGCGAGAGAUGAAGAAGGUGGAUGAAGACAAACUUCUCCGACAUGUGCAGGGACUCGGGAGCCCAGAUUAUGACUUGCAUUACUACGACAUGCAUUAUGGCUUCUUAAGUCGCCCGGAUGACAAGAACAAGGAUGCCAAAGACAGCUUUGUUGUGAUUGUGCACUUUUGGUCACCUGCAGGCCGUCGCAAGCAGCUUCUGGGGGCUUUGUGCGCGGGAGCCGAUCGAGUUCGUGCGGCAGAAAACAGUCCUAAUAUAACCAUCCAAAGUUUCGCAAUCCUCAAGGAAUGCCUCGACUUGAACAUGGCAAGCCUCUAUAUCAGAUCUAGAAGUAAGCAGGAUUGGGAAACCUUCCAAUCUUCCAAUCUAUUCAAACAAAUCUUGGAAGAGGUAGCCCCUACAAACGAGAAGUCGGAGAUCCAUCGAUCACAAGCAUUCAAUGGCCAUAUUGACCAGCAGCCACCAAUUGGACCAGUCUAG